Messenger RNA from Closterium sp. NIES-65, 1020 nucleotides. NCBI's taxonomy places the organism in Eukaryota, Viridiplantae, Streptophyta, Zygnematophyceae, Desmidiales, Closteriaceae. The record is from the annotation of a GenBank genome assembly.
AUGGUCGCCGUAAGGAUGAUCGCUCACGGCGCGAACGCUCACGUGAGCGCGGGCGGUCGUUGGAGAGGUCACCGCGGAGGCCUGAGCGCUCGCCGCGGAGGCCGGCCUUUCGCGCAGAUCUGGUCCCUCUCGCGCCAGAUCGCCGAGGAGAAGGUGCAGAGCGAGAAGGAAGAGGCGGAUUCGAGUCCGUCAGGAUGGGAAGUGACCCGUGGCGGACGGAUGCACGACACGGAGCUGGUGGCGAUCAUGGGCAUCGCCAGGACACGGGAGCGUAUCGCUCGCCGGAAGAGGGUUACCGCCGUCGCGAAGAUCGGAGUCGCGGGCGUGGCCUGGAGGAAUUUUUCUCUGCAUCGUGACGAGAAACGCGGAGGCGAGGGGCGCGUGUCCGAUCUGCGGCAGCACCGUGACGUGGGGCGCGGCGACGGCGCGCUCGCAUCAGGCCAGCGACAGCAUCGCGAUGGGGGGCACGCUGGCGGCGCGUGCUCGCCAGAUCCGCGGCCGCAGCGUGACGAGAGGCGCGAAGGCGGCUACCGCUCGCCAGAUCCGCGGCCGCUGCGUGACGAGAGGCGCGAAGGCGGCUACCGCUCGCCUGAUCCGCGGCCGCUGCAUGAGGAGAGGCGCGGAAGCAGUUACCGCUCGCCAGAUCCGCGACAGCGCCGUGACGGAGAACGCGGAGGCAGUGCGCACUUGCCAGAUCCGGCGGGAGGAGCAAGGGGGGCUCGCGCUCACCAGAUCCGCAUCACCAUCGUGAUGGGAGACGCGAAGGUGGUUAUCGCUCGCCUGACACGCGACGGUACCAUGGAGGGAGGUGGGGAGGUGAGGCGUGCUUGCCAGAUUGGCGUCAACGACACGAGGAAAGCCAGGGAGGCAGAUACCGCUCGCCGUCGCGGCAGCGGAGCAGGGAUGGAAGGCAGGGCGCUGGGUCUCGCUCGCCUGGGCGGUAUCGGCAGCGUGACGAAAGACGUGCCGGUGAAGGAGGACAGGAUCAACGCGGCAGCAGAGUGGGAGGCAGCGGGCUGA